UUAGUUAAACAACAAGUAGAUGAAUGACAGAUAAAUAAUGAAUAAGAGAUACAGUCAAAAACACGUGCACAUGCUGCAUGCUAUUUCACAUCGAUGUGUACGCAUCAGUCGCACAAGAUCUACUGAGGCCUGAAGCUCGAGAAGGUAUAGCUGCCUAUAGCGCUUGCGUUUACAUAAUUGGAGAGCGAAAUAUAUCUAUAUAGUUUCGUUAUUACGCUCAAUUUACUUAUUUCGUGAAAUGUGUUUUAAGUAUAGCACAUAUCGAUACUUCCACAUUGUUCGGUGCAUCUACAGUAACAUCUAUUUUUCAAUGUAUAAUAAAGGAAAAUGAUAGCAAAUUAUUAAAUUAUUUUUUCUCUUGUCUCGUCUUAAUAAUAGUAAAGAGACAGUAGAAUUUUGUUAAAAAAGAAAAAAUUCAGUAUUUGUCGGAAAAUUGGUCGAACGUUUUUUUGACAAAGCUGCUCCGUUCGUCGCGCAGAAUGGUAUUUGUUGGCGAACGCUGUUAUAAGAUUCAUCGAAUUAUGUUUAUGGCUAUGGGAUUAUGGCCGUAUCAGAAACUAUUCAUCUGGCGAAUGCAAGCAGUUUUUUUCUUCAUUGCAUAUUGCUGCAAUAUAUUUUGUCAGUUUACAGCGUUUCUAACGACAACGUGUAACACGGAUUGUAUUCUAAAAAGAUUUUCUUAUAUCUCCAUAGAUUGUGUUUAUGCUAUGAAUUACUAUUCUUUCUAUUUCAAUUCUGAAUCUAUAAAGCAAAUGUUGGAACAUAUACAGUUGGAUUGGAAAAUGUUUGAAAAUAGUGACACAAUUAAAAUAUUUGAAGAAUAUCUCUUUGUAUCGUAUGUUUUCGCAGUAUUUGGGUGUACAAUUGUGUUUAUGUGUGUAUUUGUAUUUACGGUUAUUGAAUGUAGUCCCGUCAUUCUUGAUGUUAUCAUACCGAUGAAUGAAUCCCGACCACGUAAAUUUGAAAUUGAUUUGGAAAUUUUUGUCGAUAAAGAGCAAUAUUUCUUUUUGUAUAUUAUGGAAGAGGUGCUAUUAUUAGGGAUUGGCUUGUGUACGGUAAUUACGACUGGGACGUUCUUGGCUACGCUAGGAGAACACUGUUGUGCAACAUAUAGAAUUGCAAGUUGUUUAAUAGAAAAUACGGUGACCAUCCAUACGUUGGCAAUUCCUGUUGACCGAAAAAUACAAUUCAUGCAUCGGAGCAUUUGUAUUUCAGUUUACAUUCAUAGAAGAACGAUGGAGUUCAUCAAACGCAUGUUACUUGCAUUUGAUUUGUGGUAUUUUCCGUUACUUUUAAUUGGUGUACUCUCUUUAAGUUGCCUUCUCUUUCGCCUAUACCUUGCUAUAAUAAAGGCCAAUGAUUGGUAUGAUAUCUUGGUGUGCUGUGUGGUUUUGUAUGGUUAUUUACUAUAUAUGUUUGUGGCAAAUUUUCUUGGACAAUCUUAUACUGAACACAGUGCAGAACUAUUAGAAUCUACGUAUAAUAGUCUUUGGUAUGUAGCACCAUUACCGAUCCAAAAAUUAUUCUUAAUUAUGCAAACAGCUAUAAAGGGCCAUAAGAUAGUGGUGGGUGGUCUUUUUACUUUGUCCAUAGAAGGAUUUUCUACGGUAAAUGUUAAGAUUAGGAGCGACUUCAUCGAUUUAGGCCGAUUUGCCAAGAGUGUGAAUCAUGCUGUUCUGCUCACACCAAUAACUAUAGGGUGUGCAAGAAAGCAUGAUUAAAGCUCGUGGUUCACGUCCUGUGGGAACUCGGCCUUAUUUUGUUAAUAACUUCUUAGUAAACAAGAAACGACGGCAGGAACUGUUCGCAAAUUAGUCAGAUGUUCUUGACAAUAUGUAUCAAGAUCAUUGAAAUCGCCAAAAAUAAUUGAAACGGUAAAGUCGCCUCUAAUAAUUAACAUUUACUACGUUUUAAUGAUUAUUAUCGAUACAAAAGAAAAUUUUCGUUUCAGCUUAUAACUUCGGCUGUAUCAUAUUUUACUGUUAUACACGCUAUGUAUUUGUGAUCAUGCAAUGAUGACGAAAUAUCGAAGUAGAUGUAACUAUUGUGUGUAAGCAUAUUUGCCUACAAAUAAUUGUUCGUACAUACAAAGAUAAGUGAUAAAAAAUUUUCUGAGU
This is a messenger RNA of Ooceraea biroi (clonal raider ant), 2117 nucleotides long. RefSeq lists its product as uncharacterized. Gene Ontology annotation, biological process: sensory perception of smell; detection of chemical stimulus involved in sensory perception of smell. Gene Ontology annotation, molecular function: olfactory receptor activity; odorant binding. NCBI's taxonomy places the organism in Eukaryota, Metazoa, Arthropoda, Insecta, Hymenoptera, Formicidae. Gene Ontology annotation, cellular component: plasma membrane. The record is from RefSeq and is a predicted model, not a curated record.